This is a messenger RNA of Zonotrichia leucophrys gambelii, 1956 nucleotides long. RefSeq names its product junctional adhesion molecule-like. Lineage: Eukaryota; Metazoa; Chordata; Aves; Passeriformes; Passerellidae. Gene Ontology annotation, cellular component: plasma membrane. Bases 765 to 1646 code for a protein of 293 amino acids. The record is from RefSeq and is a predicted model, not a curated record. The transcript is spliced from 6 exons.
UAUUUACAGGGUUUCAGACAAACACUUGGUGCUCGGCCAGGGCCCAGCCCUCGGUGCUUGUGGACAGGCUGGGCGCAGAGGAUGAGCAUACCUGUCUGAGCAGCUCCCGGGGCUGAAUCAGCUCUCAGCAAACAGAGCCUCAGCCCCCCCUUGCAGGGCUCUGCAGGCUGGGCCAGGUGGGGCUGCCGAGCUCCUGUGACAUUUUCUACCCCGCUCGUUUUGCAGAACCUUUUAGCUCAGAGACCUUUAAUGUCCUUCCUGCCUGCAGCCGCAGCUGCCUCGUGUUGCUGUCAGCCCUGUGCCUUUCAUGUUCCCCUGCUUUGCUCUUUUCCCACUGUCCGGCCGCCCUGGGAACCCCAAGCUGUGGUUACGUGGCCAGACAAGCACAAGCCCAGGUCUGGAGCCUGUGAGCAAAGGGGAAGGAAGCCAAAUGGGCAGUGAGGGAGGAACUGAAAUUCGUGUGAAGCGCUGGAAUCGCCGCUGGCCUGGCGGAGAUGAGAGCAGCGCAGGUUCUCCCAGGCAGUGAGUCAUGCAGGAGCUGCAGGCUGUGGCUCCGAGGCGAGGAGGGCAGGGGCUGAGCCUCAGGAGGGCAGGGGCUGAGCCUCAGGAGGGCAGGGGCCGAGCCUCCCAUCUCCCCUUCGGCCGCAUCACCGGCUGCAGCCCUUGGUGUGGCGGCGGGAGGAUGCUCUGCCCCACAUCGCACAUCCCUGAGCAGGGCCGGGGCACGGGCUGGGCCUCUGGGCUGCCCUGCACAGCACACAGCCAUGGGCACAGGCAGGCUGCAGCUGGCCCUCCUGCCCGGGCUCAUGCUGCUGUCCCUGUCCCUGGCAGGGCUCUGCUCGGGGGCUGCAGGGGUGUUCACAGAGCCCCAGCUCCGAGCUAGGGCCGGGGACUCCGUGCUGCUGCAGUGCCUCUUCCUGGACCCCGACAGCAAGGGAUGGACCCUGCACAAAGUGGACUGGCUGUACAGGGCAGGAGCUGGCAUGCAGGAGGAGAUGGUGUUUUUUUACUACAGCAACCGCGGCAUCCCCGCGGGCCGCUUCAAGCAGCGGGCGCAGUGGCGGGGGAACAUCUCCGGCUGGGACGGCUCCAUCCUGCUGCAGGACCUGCGCCUCAACGACAGCGGCACCUACGAGUGCGAGCUGCGCCUGCUGGAGACCAGCAGCGUCUUCAGGAGCCGCACGGUGCUGCUCGUCAGCCCCGCGGCGCCCAGAGGUACCGAGGAUGCGGCGCCCCCGAGGGACUCCGGGUUCUGGCCGGCCGUGGUGGGCUGUGGCUGCGUGGCCGUGGUGGUGGCGUUCCUGGCCGGGCUGUGCGUGAGGAAGAGGUUUGCGACCGUCUCAGCGCUGGAGAGGAUGGGGAACAGCACCAACAAGGGCAAAGCAGAGGAAGCAAUUUACACCUCCAUCCCCGGAGCUGAGGUGCCCAAGGCUGAGCAGGAGGCGAAGAAGAAGAGGAGAGCUGAGGACACGUACAUAACCAUGCACCCAUCUCACUGCCGCGACAACGGCGUCUACGUGGAGCUGGCCAAGAGGGCCAUCCCAUCAGAAUGGAUGGCAGAGGAGACCCAGGGGCAUGGACAGGGCCAGGAGCCCCUCAGCAGGCCAGAGGAGGCACCUCCCCAGCCCCCAGAGCAGCAGAAGUAGCUGUGCUGGGGAUGCAGCCCCGUUCCAGGUGUGUCCGACACACCUUUGUCCCUGUGAGGACCGAGAACUGGUGACACGUAUCUGUGUGCCCCGUGCCAGGGCACUGCUGGGCACAGCCCACCCCAGCUGUGUGCAGGGCACCAGGGGACACCUGUCCCUGUGGCUCUUGGGCCUCCAGAGAGCGGGCACAGCCUCACGCUCCAGCUCUGCUCCUGGCCCAGGUGAGCAUCCCCGAGGGGGCAGAGGCAGCAGGAGCUGUCACAGCGUUUUUCUGUACAUAAUAAAACUCAGGGAGUCUUCCCUGAUGCUG